Geodia barretti is the source of this 5173-nucleotide messenger RNA. Lineage: Eukaryota; Metazoa; Porifera; Demospongiae; Tetractinellida; Geodiidae. The record is from the annotation of a GenBank genome assembly.
AAGCCGUGCUCUCCCUGGACAGUGUAGCAGAGGAGUUUUCCACUUUGCAGGAAGAUGGCGAAAUGCGGGUCAUCUCCUACUCCUGGGCCUGUAUACACAACAAGCGAGCAGCGAUGUCUUCUCUGCUGAACCACUGGCAGUUUGUGUUUCUCGUAUCUCUCUCACUGUCACUCACGUUUCUACACGUCAAAGUCUUGGCCCAGAGAGAGGGAGAUCUUCGACUCGCAGGCUAUGGUGCUAGUCGUCUCGCCGGACGACUAGAAAUCUUCCUCGGCGGAGAAUGGGGCACUGUCUGCUCACAUCGUGACACACUGGACGUCACCAAGGUAGCCUGUCGCCAACUAGGACUCGGUCACUUUGUCGGACAUGUACCCGGGUCUUCGUCGCUCAGAUAUGGUCUUGGUAAUGGAGCAAUUUCGUUGGAGGAUGUCAGUUGUCGUGGAGACGACCUCCAUCUCCUCCGAUGUGACAUCGGGUCUGCGUCAUGUGACCAUCACAUGGACAUCUCCGUCAUGUGCUCUGGUAUUCUGACCCCCUACGAGGGCGAAGUACGAUUAGUGGGCGGAGCCUACGCCUCAGAGGGCGUGGUUCAGAUCAAUCUACAUCACACCUGGUCCACAGUCUGUUCCACCGACGUGGAACCUGGACUGGCAACCUCCAUGUGCAGACAACUCGGCUACACUCGAGCUCUAAGUGUCCAACAGGCUACCAACGUCACAGGCCAGUUUCUGGAGCUGCCUUCCUCCUCUCACUGCUCCAUCUCCUCCUACCCCUGCAUCCAGUCUUGUCUCCCUGAUCUCCUCUCCUCUCCCUCCUCUCCCUCUUGCUCUGGAGACGGCCUCUCUGCUUGGAGCAUCACGUGUGGGAUAUCGGAAUCGGAGUUUGGGAAUGCGACCAGUGGCUCGACGACAGAUUGCGCAAUCCAUAGCACGCAGGCCGAAGAGUACGAAGUUCGUCUCCACGGUAACCACCCAGACCACGGCAGGGUGGAAGUUUACGUGGAAGGGCAGUGGUCCACCGCCCAAGAACUGAGAGAUGAAGAGGCUACCGUCAUCUGCAAACAACUGGGCUUCCCUAAUUUCUACCUUUCUCUCACAUCUUCCGAUUCCUCACUCACCGACCUGGAUCUAGAGCCAGUCCCCGGUUCCCAGAUCAGGCUCUUCUGUACUGGACUGGAGACACACGUGAACGGCUGCUCUUUCUCCUCACCUGACGUCACUGACCACACCACUGAUGCCUACAUAUACUGCUCUCCAAUUCUCUGGCCGUUUGGAUCACUCCAGCUAGUGGGCGGGGCUGGUCCGUUUGGGCAGCUGCUUGUGAGCCCGAAACGUGAUUUCCAGUGGCUCUGCGACGCUCAUUUCACCAUGGCCGAGGCUGAGGUCGCCUGCCGACAGAUGGGAUAUGCCAACGCCAUCAGAGUCGUUGAGAACUCCCUUCUUUCAGACAUUCCCAAUGCGUCUCUCCUCCAUUACUCACUGCUGUGUUCCGGAGACGAGGACUACCUGAUGGCCUGUCAGAGGCGGAGUCUCGUCAACGAAUACUGCAGGGAUGACCUCGACUUUGUCGCCAUCCAGUGUGGUUCAAGUAGUUCUACUGGUGGAUGGAGAGUCAGACUCACACCCGUUGCCGCCGACAACGACGGUGUCCAUAACGACAGUCACCGUGGCAACGUCAGUGGGGGUGUGAGGGAGGGGAGGGUGGAGGUUCGGCUGGAGGAGGGCAGGGAAUGGGGCGGAGUCUGUGCAGACGAGUUCUUGGAUCUGUCUGCCCAUGUCGCGUGUCGGCAGUUGGGGUUUGAGACUUACAGUAGUGUGGCUGCGGUGGAAAGUGGUGGAGACGAUGUAGCAGGACACCUCACUUCAGUCCAGUGUACCGGGUUUGAAGAUCUGUUGGACUAUUGCCCUCACUCUCUGGCCACCACUAACUGUAGCCACCUCGUCACCAUCAACUGCAGUGACAUUCUACCAUUCCCUGACGGUCUUCUAAGGCUAGUCAACACAUCAUCAUCCACUUCGCUGCAAGACCCGCCCCCCAGCGAGGGGCGACUAGAGGUGUCCUACCACGGCCUGUGGAUGAGUGUCUGCGGACGACUUUUCUCGCAGGAGGCCGCGAACGUCGCCUGUCGUCAGCUCCGCUUCGAAGCUCCCGCAAACUACUGCAUCAACGCCUGUUUUGGGCAAGGGACGAGUGACAUUCACUUUGGGGAGUAUUCGUGUCAUGGCAACGAGUCUAGCAUCCUUGACUGCUGGGGUCAACAUCCACAACAGAGAGUUCUGUAACCAUGACUACGACGUGGGACUCUCGUGUUCUCCCCUGCGCAGUGUUGAAAUUGUGGUAGUUCCAUCUUCAGCGGCAGUGUCUUCAUCUUCCCUCUCCCUCCCCCUCCCUUCCCUCUCCUCCUCUGUCUCCGCCUCUCUCUCUCCCAUACCAACCAACACUGACAGCGUUCCCCGCAACUCAGUCACUCCAGCCAAAGAUAGUGAGUCAAAAUGACCCAUGCACGUGAUCACAUGACAUACACACUUGAUCACACGACAACUUAAGACCAUACCACAUGACUAGAACAGCUCACAUGACUACUUAGACCAGACCACAAGCGCUUAAUCAAAUGGUUUGCAUACUAGAUCACAUGACUUCUAUGCGAAAUCACAUGAUCACCAUUCCUAGUCAGAGUUCAGUUAUCAUUACCGCAUACUGAGUCAUGUGAUCCUCGUAAAAAGUCACGUGAUCUCCCCAAAACUCAUCUGACCCCCGCUCUCUCAUGUGAUCCUCGUCAAAAGUCACGUGACCCCCAGAAGUCAUGUGAUCUUCUCUCUCUGUGCAGAUCCGUUCAUAUCCGACGGGAUAAUCUACGUGUUGGCGGUUGUCCUCUGCCUCCUCUUCCUCUCCCUCAUCUUCUCGUUCACAAUCUGCUGCGUUGUCCGCAAGAAGAGAGAGUCCUGGGUUCUGCAGGCGCCCAACGGGAGCUAUAGUGACAGGAACGUCGCGGCCAUCGGGGAAGGGACGGACAACGGAGGGAGUGUCUCCCUGCAAGAGGUGAUGGAGAGACAAGGAGAUGAGUCUCCGGAUUUUGAUUUCGAUGCCAUGGCCGACGCAGUAGAGAUGAAGGCGUGUGCGAAAGAGGCAGAAGCCAUGGCGGUUUCUCCAAGCCACACCUCUCUUACCUCGUCCUCCGGUCUUCCUCCGCAGUACCACGAACUAGAGUUUCUCUCUCACUCCAUUCCCGGGGAAGAAACGAAAGAUCUCGAUUAGCUCGCGCACUAAGGGUUAUCAGCAUUAUUGUUGUUGUUUAUAAUAUUAUUGUUGUGUUUGUUGUGUCAGCACCAUAAAUUGUAAUCAUCAUUUUAUCAUCAUCAAACACAUAGUGAUUUUACAGUUGCGUGACAAGAACAGCCUCAGGUGCGCAAUAAUCAGAGAUAAGGUGCGCACUAAUUAGAGUAAUGGUGCGCGGUAAUUGGAACUUUGCAGGGAAAGAGCAGAAGGGUGUCGGUUUUGUAUACAGGCCAUAAUGGCGCUGGAAAUCGAAUCAGCAGACGUGAUUCGACUCAUAGAGCAGUACCUGAAAGAGAACAACCUGGUCCGGACGCUGGCCACGCUGCAGGAGGAGACGUCCGUAACUCUCAACACGGUGGACAGCAUCGAGGGCUUCGUGUCUGAGAUCACUCACGGACACUGGGACACCGUACUACAGGUUGUACAGUCGCUGAAGUUACCAGACAAGACCCUCAUCAACCUCUACGAGCAGAUAGUUCUGGAGCUGAUCGAGCUUCGAGAGCUUGGAGCAGCGCGCUCCCUCCUUCGACAGACGGACCCCAUGAUCAAAAUGAAACAGGAUCACCCCGAGAGGUAUCUUCAUCUGGAGAAUUUGCUGGCUCGCUCGUACUUUGACCCUCGAGAGGCCUACCCCGAUGGCAGCAGUAAGGAGAAGAGAAGAGGAGCCAUUGCUACCGCUCUAGCAGGAGUGGUGAGCGUCGUCCCACCAUCCAGACUCAUGGCGUUGCUAGGACAAGCCCUCAAGUGGCAGCAACAUCAAGGACUGUUGCCCCCAGGAAGCACCAUUGACCUCUUCAGAGGAAGGGCUGCGGUGCGAGACCUGGAGGACGAGAAAUACCCGACCAUGCUGAACAAGACAAUCAAGUUUGCCAGCAAGUCGUACCCGGAGUGCGCCGAGUUUUCCCCCGACGGCCAGUACCUGGUAACCGGUUCUGCCGACGGGUUUGUCGAGGUGUGGAACUUCACGACCGGGAAAAUCAGGAAAGACUUGAAAUACCAAGCGCAGGACAAUUUCAUGAUGAUGGAAGAUUCCAUUCUCUGCCUGGCCUUCAGUAAAGACUCCGAAAUGUUGGCCACUGGUUCCCAUGACGGCAAGAUAAAGGUGUGGAAACUAAUGACUGGCCAGUGCCUGCGGAGGUUCGAGCGAGCCCACACCAAGGGGGUCACCUCCAUCACUUUCUCCCGCGACGGCAGUCAUCUUCUUAGCUCCUCCUACGACGGCAUGAUCAGGAUCCACGGACUGAAGUCUGGGAAGGCCCUGAAAGAGUUCUCCGGCCAUACGUCGUUUGUUAACGGCGCCAUCUUUCUUCCCGACUCUCACAACAUGCUGUCCGCCAGUAGCGACGGUUCUGUGAAGAUGUGGAAUCUGAAGAGUACUGAAUGUAUGAACACCUUCAAGCCUGCCCUCUCCGGUCAAGAUGACGUCACGAUCAACAGCGUCCACGUCUUGCCCAAAGUGAACGAGCAAUUCGUCGUGUGCAACAAAACUAACACAGUCACUAUCAUGAAUGCACAGGGACAGGUUGUUCGUAGUUUCAGCUCUGGAAAGAGAGAGGGAGGAGAUUUCAUGGCCUGCACGCCCUCCCCCAGAGGAGAAUGGCUCUACUGCCUCGGUGAAGACCAGGUCCUCUACUGCUUCAGUACCAACUCCGGGAAACUGGAGCACACCAUUGUGACCCACGAGAAGGAUGCUAUAGGAAUAGCUCAUCAUCCUCACCAGAAUAUCAUCGCUACCUACAGCGCCGACUGCCAACUGAGGCUCUGGAAACCAUAGAAACACUCCCACUGCCACACCCACUUUUUCCUACCCACAUUUGUGUGGCGCAGAACCGUUGUACAAAUACACCACAAUCAUAUCUGCACUACCACAGAUGAAAACAGAUGAAACAAACUUUUU